This is a messenger RNA of Daktulosphaira vitifoliae (grape phylloxera), 1964 nucleotides long. RefSeq lists its product as uncharacterized. The record is from RefSeq and is a predicted model, not a curated record. The coding region runs from base 65 to 1759 and encodes 564 amino acids. Lineage: Eukaryota; Metazoa; Arthropoda; Insecta; Hemiptera; Phylloxeridae. The transcript has 2 exons.
UUAUUGAAAAAGUAGUUUUUAAAAUUAAUUGUGACGAAGUUUUUUCCAUUAAAAUUUAUCAAACAUGUAUUUCAAUUGUAUUUUGUUAAAAUGUAUGUUUAUUUUUUUUAUUAAUCGUUCUAUAGCUAUAAGCGUUUUAGAGCUGAGAUGUAAUUUCGCUAAAUACAUGCUAAAUUUUUUUAAUUUUAAUGGAAAAUAUCUAAUAGAGCUUAGGAAUGAUAAAGAAAAAUUAACUGAAAUCAAUUUAGAGAACUAUGCCAAAAUCAUCCAGUCGCAUGGGGAAAUAGUUAUGAUAAUGUUAAAAGCAAUGAAUAUGACGAACGAUGCUUUGUACGCCUAUGAAAUUAUGGUAAUUAAUUUGUACUUAAAUAACGUGUCGGGGUCUAUUAAUGAUUUUGUCGCUAUUGAUAAAAAUGGUAAAUUAAAAUAUCAAGAUGUUUUGGUUAGUAAACUCGAAACAUUUAUUUUCUUUCAUCGAGAAAUUUGCCAUCAAUUAAAAUAUGCAUUACAGGGAUGCUAUCAAAUAAAAUAUGAAAAAAAGUUUGUUCAUUAUUUCGAUGUCUAUACUAAGAAUACUUAUGAUAUGAAAUCUGUACGGGAAACAGUUGAAUGUUUUAAAAAUCAAAUAUUCAAUAACAAUAUUAAUUUAAACAACGAAUAUCUUGUUAAUGCUUUGGAAAAACUAGAAGAAACUAAAACAUUUACUACGUUAAAACUGGCAACAAGUAAUCUUUCUCAUUUCGAGUUUCAUCCAAGAAAUUUUUUAUAUUAUUAUUUAAUGACAGACCAGUUCAAAAUAAAGGAGUUAGAUGUUAUGAAUGGAUCCCAAGCAAGACAAUACCCAAAAUUUAUAAACAGAAGACCUGAACGUUUCAUAGAUUUCAUUCGAUAUGCAGGAAUUACUAUGCCUUGUCCGGAUGGUAGCAAAUUGACAAUUUCAGAUAUUUUUCGAUACAUGAAGUACAGUUUUAAUCCUAAAAAUUUAAUUGCAUUUCAAGAACUAAUUAUAGCCGCAUCAUUCCGCCCAUUGGCAAUACUUGUACGAUAUUAUUUAUUGUUUAUACGAAUGUUAACCUACGUGUAUAAUUUGAAUGAUAAUGUUAAAGUUGUCAUUAGUUUCAAAAGAAAAAUGAUUAAAGUCCAUAAAGGAAUUAUACUACAUUUAAAAUUGUAUGAAACAUUGAAUAUAUUUCCGAGUGUACAAAAUUUUUUUUUUAUGAAAUUGCUUAGUAAUAUGUCAUUAAUAGUCACAAAACUAAAAACUAAACUUGAUGAUAAAUUUUAUUCGAACAUUAAUUUUAUCUUGAGUUUGUUACAUGAUUUUAUGGAAAUGAAUCUUCUUGACAUCUCUUUUGAUUUUUUGAUAAAAAUAGAAUCAUUAAAUUUUGAUGUAAACAACGUCCAAAUUGUUGAAAAACAUUUGUAUAAACUUUUCAAUCAAGUGACAAUGUAUUUGGAAGAGCUAAAAAAUUAUAAGAAUUUAUUUAUAACUGUAAAUAAAAUGCGUUUAGUAGAUUUUGUUGGAUUUUCUAAGCAUGAUAUUCGUUUACAAGAUGUGAUUGAUCGUAUUUGUAACAAUGAUAUUUAUGCCGAAACAAAUAAUUUGAAUAAAGAAAAUUAUGGUAAAGUUGACAAAGAAACUAUAAAUGAUAAUAUCAAUAAUUUGAACAUAAAUAAUGAUAAUAUUAAGAAAAGUGCAAAUGAUGAAGUUAAGUUAAGUUUUCCAAAAUAUAUGUUCGAUUAUGUAAUUUGCAAAUGAUAUAUUUGAAACAGUAUGUUAUACAAAAUUUGUUUUACACGAUGAAAUAGUUGUGAGAAUUAUAUUAUAAACAUAAAUCUAUUUCAUAAAUUUUAUAUUGGAAUUUAUUAGUAGAGAACUACUAAUUUUAAUUUUAUAUUGAAAUACUUAUUUUCAGUUUUUUUUUUCUAUAGCAUUAUUAUAUUUAUUCAAAAUAAGAUAACUG